GCCCUCUGAUUGGCUGGACAGCAGGGCGGAAGUGCGUGUGGUGUCCCAGCUGUGGUGAAAACAAAACAAGAUCGGACGCGACUGCACCAUGAUGGAUGAGUUGGUGCAGGACCUGGUGUCUGCACUGGAGCAGACCUCGGAGCAGACUAAGCUGGGAGAGCUGUGGGAAGAAAUGGUCCUGAGUCCCCUCCAGCAGCGCCGGCAGAUCCGCAGACGAAGAGGCCGCAAGCGCCAUCGAGAAUCCUCCCUGUAUCCGCUGGAGCACAGGCGCUGCUGGAUCGAGGCAUCAGAGUCCAGCUUGGAUGAGGCUUCGAGAGGCUACAGGAGGAAUCCACCUUCAAACUUCACUGCCUCUGUGGCGAACUGUAGCGACUCCGAUGACAUGACAGCAACCAGCCGGUGGCACAGUCUCAUGAGACCUCCAGCCAGAACUAGGCAUCCCUCCUGGCCAGAGUCUGACUCUUUUACUGAGAAUAAUCCAGCAAGACUCAGGAGACGGAGGAAGGUGAAACGUAUGACCUCUGAUGUUACAGUCAGGAUGCAGCAGAAGCUAAGGGUUUCUCAUGUGGAUGGGAAACGGAGGAGCAAGUCCUCAGGGAUGAGACACCUGUCAGGAUCAAAGAAGAGAUCUGGUGGGUGGGUUGGAACAGACAGACAGACGGAAGGAACCAGGCUGAUGGGAAAGGAACGCUGGAAGAGAAAGAUCUCACUGGAGGCCAAAGAGCACAGAGAAGGUGCAGAUGAGAACAUGUCUGAUGGUGAAACCAGCAGUACAUGUAGCAGCGACCCUGGCCUUUUCACCAACGAUGAGGGAAGACAAGGUGAUGAUGAGCAAAGUGAUUGGUUCUUCGAGGGGGACUGUGGAGUCGGGACAGGUGUGGCCGGUCUUAUGACCAACUGGGACUCAGACAGCCAGCUUUCCCUCGAGGAUAGCCGUCCUUCGCCCACUUUCCUGCAGCCUGCACGGCCCUCCCACAGAGGGUGUCAUUCACGUCUGAAACGACUACCUCGCACUGCUGCCUGCUGCAUCAGAAAAGACAGAAGGCGGCUUCCCAGCAAGAGCAGCAACAUGCCGGUAUUUGUGGAGAGGCUACGACACUUUUCUCAAGACCCUUAUCAAAGAGAUUUUUGGCUGCCUUCUGUUGGGAUACGGGACCGAAGCCAGUUGAACCCUUUGUGCCCAUUACCCGUGUGUCCUAUUGACAUGGUGUCAGAGAGCUCCCGUCUCAGAUGUUCCUCCUCAAUCUGCACAAACAGGCAGAAUACCAUCAAUCCGGGGCUGUUUUGUACAGAAGACAUCAGACGGAGGAGAAGGAAACCAGAAGCUGUGUCCCUCAUGUCAGCCUACAGCCCAUUUCAUAAGGAUCACCAGAGAGAAGAGGAACAGAGGGCCGGUAACACCUCAACCCCAGAGGCUGUGGGGGCUUCAGGGGCAUCAAGGGCACAUGGUUCACAGUCUAGUGCUGUUCAACCAGGCCUCAUUCAGCACCAGAGUUUACCGUUUCCCCACGGAGACCAUGAGGAGACCUGAAAAAGCCUGAACAAAUAUACCCAAGCCUAGAAGAACAAGACAGAUGUAAAUGUGUGGUGCCAGACACUGAAAGGCUAAACUUCUUCCUUUAUAAGUUUGUGAAAAUACAAAGCACAUCGUUACUCUUCAAAUCAGCAUGUGACUGCUAAACCCAAUUUUUCCAGGUAGUAUAUUAAGCAUGUCAAAUGGUAAUGCAAUCAAGGCUUGUUAAUCCCUCCGCCAUCUCCUCCAAGAAGAUGGCAGCUUCAAGAGGCCCCUCAUUUGACUCGGCAGCUCCUCCUGUUUCUACUCGCAGUCUCAGGGCCACCUGCUACUACACAAUCCAGCAAUUAUGUCCACUCUUGUAGUUCAGUGUUUGUCAGCAGGGACACUGGGAGGAUGGUCAGGUGAGGCUCGGUGGCUGCGGGGGAAGUGCGCUCUGCUUUCCACCAGCGAACGAUUGCUGUGGAGCAACACGUAGUGAGCCCAGAGACAGGAGAGCAUCAGAAUGUUUAGCUACCCCAUGCUGCUACAGAGUUCAGAGAGGCGACCACCAGAGGAGAGCCGUAUAAAGUACAGGCUUCCUAUUAGCAUGGAUUUAAAAAGAUACAGUUUUUACAAAGGUGCUCAUUAGCACAACACAGAGGGAGUGUAGUUUUAGUCCUCCGAGGGCCGCCUCUGUUCUCCACAGCGUACCAUCCAUAUUCAAAUUUCGCUAAACGUACAGUAUUUAAGUUCAAGGCUCACUACAAAUCUGUUUGAACAGUCUGUUUUUCAGUAGUGGGUGGAUUAGUUGCUUUUGGAACUGUGGAUGAGAGCCAGCAGAGAGGAGUUGGUGCAGCUCUUGGAGACAGGAGAGAAGAGUCAUACACAGUAUUUUCACCUACCCUUGGGGUAUACAUUUCCUGGGCUCUCUCGGCAUCAGAUGCAUUAAAAGAUCAAUGGCAGCAUACAGUGAGAUCAGACAUAAGAGUUCUGUCCACACUGGUAAACAAAUAGGUUUUUCAGAUAAAUACCGUAUAUUUUAUGUAGUAUUCAAGCGAUGUACAUUCUGCUUGACCUAAACCAUUAAGAUAUACUGUUUAACACUCCAACACACAUUCACUACACACAGAAAUAUGUGCAUAUAUUGAAUUUCCAUGCGUUUAUAAAAUGAAAACUUACACCGCCUGACCAAAAAAUGUAACCAAGCAAAUACAUAAGAGCCUUCUGUGGAAUAAUUACAGCUGUGAUUAAUAUGUUUUAUCUGUCCUUUAACUCUAACUGAUGCAGUGAGUAGCUUCUCAUUUCUUAAACAACUGUCAGUUUAGAGCAUACUGAAGAUUGGACUGUACAUUGGAAAAGGUCAUAUGGUCUGAUUAGUCCAGACUGACCUUGUUCCAUAGUGAUUGGCGCAUCAGGGUGAAAUGAGAGGUGGAUGACGUAAUUACCCAUCAUGCCUAGUGCCUGCAGUACAAGCCUGUGGGGGCAGCAUUAUGAUGUGGGGUUGCGCCAGUUGCUCAAAUCUAGAAACCGCAACAUCAUGUGUCUGUAAAAUGACAGAAAUAAAUGCUGUGACAUUGCAUUAGCUUAUCAAAACACUGGUGAAUGCACGCUAUAAUCAAAACUAAACAUGGUCCGGCGAAGUAUUUGAGACAUUAGUGUUGGACUUGAAGCUUGUUAGAAAUGAGAACUGCUUCAUUUAUUUACACUAGGUCCAGCUGAGCAAAAUACAUUCUUUAGUAGAUGUACAAAAUAUGUUGUCAUAUAGUUUUAUAUAUAUAUAAUGUUUGUGUAACCAUGUGUCUGCAUGUGAUAAUAAUGCACUAUAUGGAAAAAAAAUAUUGGGACUCCUUGAAUUCAGGUGUUUCACUGUCAACAGGGGCUGGGCCACAAAACAAUAAUGAUAAAUGUCUUAAUUUUAUGUUGUGGUAAAUAUCGCAGUGAAUUAUUUUGUGAGUUUGUGCUUAAUUUUACUUAAUGUUGAGAUUUUUAUUAUUAAUGGUUGUAUAAAAUUACAUGAACAUUUUUAUCUUUAUAAUAUUUCAAAUCAAAGGGAAUGAGAAACUGGGGGUGUGAUGUUUCCCAAUAUUUGUGUCCAUUUUGUGCAUAUCUCCUACAUCUCUCUUGAUUCACUUCAUAUGGGGACAUAUACAUGAUCUAUGGACUUUAUGGAAUCCAAUAGUGAGACAAGAACAGAGUGUACAAGUUUUAAUUCAAAGUAUGAUGGAAGUCUUCCUAGCAACAAGAAGGGUCACUUGGUAUGCACAGUCUGUACUGAUUAGGAGAUAACUUUUUAGUGAAAUGAACUACACUAUUAUCAGCUACAUAUUGCAUGUCUUUUCAGGCACUUUUAAAGCCUUAUUCAAGAGAAGAAUCGCAUUUAGUAGAAUGAGAUUUGCCAAUUAACGUGAGUUAUACGUCUGCAAUAAUCCGUCUGAGAAGGCUUUAUGUGAUCAUGUUGGCCAGGGAUGACAUUUAUAAAUGCUGUGUGUGCACACUCGUCUAAAUGGAUGCCUCACACAAGACAUCCUGCCACAGGAAUCAGUCAAAGCGUUGAGGGAGAGCCCCACACCCCACACCUCCACCCCAGGCUUCUACUACUGCAGCUUGACCACAGUGGGUGCAGGGAGUCUGGUGGUGCACAGGCUCCACCUGGGUAACGCAUCUGAUUGAUAGGAAUAGCACAAGUGGAGGCUCGUAAUUAGAAAAAAGAAGCUUUUGAUAAAUACAUUGAUGGCUGUUGGGAGACAUAUGCCCCUGAACACAGCUGACAAGUAUUGACUGUGUAGUGUUUUACGGAGAGCUUCGCACUGUUGCCGUAUCCGUCAGUCUGUGUUUUGGUGCCAAGACAUUGAUGGGGAAGAAGACACAUCAGUUCAGAUACAGUUCCAUUAGUGGCAGUAGAAUAUACCUCACCUGCCUCCAUGGUAAUUAGCAGUCACCAUAAUGACAUCUCAGCCGGACCGUAUGCCCCAAAAUGAAUUUCUAAUGGCCAGGAAGUGGGGGAAUGGCUUCCGUGCAGCCAGUCAAUUGCCCUGUUACAGUUAAGGAAUCCAGCAGGCUGGUACCGCUCAUAUUUCAUCCCAGGUAAAGAUUACCUGUCAGGCCCAUGGGAGAUGUAUUGAUCUGUUUUCCUUUUUCCGCCAGCAAUCACCUGACAAAGGCACCUAGGAGGCGAGUGAAUGAGUGAUGCCUGGUCUGUCUGCUCCAGUGUGGUGGCUUCUAGUGUCCACUGAUGGGUGGAGAGGUGAUGAGGAAGAAGGAGAGAUAAUGCAAUCAUAAACUGUGUUUGAACCUCCUCUGUAUGCAUACAGGGCAGCCCCUUUGUCCUGCAGGUCACAGGUCAGUGGGGAAUUUGCUUUUUUUCCACUUCCUUUCUUGUCAGUAGCGUUUGUUCUGCUGUGUAGUGCGUAGUUUUGAUAGAAACACAUGCAAAAGAGGCUCUCUGGUUCCUGCUGACAAAUGCAUGUUGCGAGUCACAGAAGUUCAACUCACUUUGGAUUUCAAAAACGAUCUGGUUUGAUCUGGCCACCCUUCUCACAAUGAAAUCCGACCUUGUGUGGUCUCUGGGUUUCCCUGUGGUGAUGCUGCACAAGCAAAGAUCAAUAUAUUUUACAUUAUCGCAUGUUUUCUUGGCAGCUAAAAGUAUUUAUAUAUUUGCCUUGUUCAGUGGAAUGUCUACAGUAAUUUUAUCCACGAAGCCCUGCAUUUAAAGUGAUUGCACUGUAUGUGUAUUAUUUAUGAUAUGAUGCAUAAUUAUUAGUCCAUUAAUUGAGGAUUUAGGUCUGAGGACAUUAAAUUCAUAAAUUCAAUUUGAUGAUAGAUAGAACAGUAGAUAAGUCCCUCUUAUUUUGUACUACCAUAUUUUUUAAUUUCACUUACAAGGAUUUAAAUAUAUCUCCCUGAUAUCAGGGCUCUUAGGCAGCUAUCCACAUUUGAUACGUAGUACAAAUAGCAUCUUAUCUCAUAGGAUGUUAUCUUUAUAUUUAAUAGCAUUGGAGGCAUGCCUAAUUGCUUUGCAAAUGAUCUAAAGAGGAUUACUCCACCCUUAGAAAUCCUGCACGAUGUCGCUAGAUGUUAGAGACAUUACAAUGGUAAAAUUCAAUCAAAGCUGCAGUGCAGUGUUUGUACAUUUUGCUCUGUUGUACAUGAACAUCAUGUUUGGUCAAAGUAAAUAUCUGCACCAGGUGCUUUCUCCGCUAUUACUCCUAAGAACACAUAUGAAUGUAGACUAAUUCAGCAAGGGUGUUUUAAGACAUCUUGUUUAUUUAUCACAUUUCUGCAUCUUUGAAAACAAUAAAAUAGGAUUGUUUAGUCAUCAUGAAUUCAUGUAAUAUCAUAGGUGGUAUUGUAAUCAUUCCUCCAUGCUAUUAGUAUUUAAAGAAACAAAAAGUGUAUGUAUUCCAAAUACUGACUUUGUGUGCAAUAAAUGGCUUUUGAGAAUUAUGACUGAG
Molecule: messenger RNA, 5946 nt
Organism: Sphaeramia orbicularis (orbiculate cardinalfish)
Lineage: Eukaryota; Metazoa; Chordata; Actinopteri; Kurtiformes; Apogonidae
Product: G patch domain-containing protein 2-like
Exons: 10
Coding region: 89-1531 (480 amino acids)
Source: RefSeq, a predicted model, not a curated record